Molecule: messenger RNA, 6131 nt
Organism: Odontomachus brunneus
Lineage: Eukaryota; Metazoa; Arthropoda; Insecta; Hymenoptera; Formicidae
Product: prion-like-(Q/N-rich) domain-bearing protein 25
Exons: 9
Coding region: 4453-5475 (340 amino acids)
Source: RefSeq, a predicted model, not a curated record
AUCGCACUGUUUCGCCGCGCGGAGUGCAGUCGCCGGCGCGCACGGCUCGAGCGAGCAUUCGUUUCGCAGGUGUGAGUGCGUAGAUUCGAGUGUUAAUCGGAUUCGAAUCCGAGUUGAGUCGCGUGCGAGUCUGCGGAAACAAACGCGCUCUUGCGACACGGCAAAGGAGAGAAAAGCGACGAAAACCGCGUUCAAAGCUGAACUGUGUUCACAGAGGAUGGAUCGAUAUUGUGUUGUGCUUUAUGCGGAAUUGAAUUCCGAGCGAGCGAGCAGGUGUCGAGAAGCAUUUGCUGCGCGCGGAUUAAAUUAAUUGUUCGGGAUGAAACUGUUGAUCGGAUGAAAAUCAACGCGCGCGAAAAACCCGUCACGAUAUUCACAUUCGCAUAAUCAUACGAGAGCACAUCUUGUCGCAAACAACGUGCACUGCAACGUACGUUUGUUGUUUUAGCACAAUCAUCAAGUUUGACUUGAAAUGGGAGCCGUGAAAUUGAAUUCGCGCCGAUGAGAUUUUUCUCAUUUCGUUGUUGAGUGCCCUGCGCGUUUCUAACGCGAGAGAUCACGGAGGCGUAGCGAGGGAAUGUUUUAAAGAUAGCGUAUAUUUUUUAUGACCCAGUAAUCUUCUCCUUUCUUUCUUUUCCCUUCGUGAAGAAUUGCGAACACCGCGCGCCGCUAGUCGUGGAGACCGGAUCUACGCUCCUGGUUCUCACAGUUAGGUGAAUGCCGGAGUAGAAAGAACCCGCUCAUAAUUAAGGAACAAAGGGACGCAGUUUCCUUCGCUCGUCUGUUCUUUCGAUUUAACAAUGUGCUUUACAACACGCGCCCCCGACGAAGCUCGGAAAUUUGCGCAAUCCGAGCUCUUACGGUGCAAAUAACAACACCGGACAUCGUUAAGUCGACGUGCACGCGCACGCGCGAAAUCUAUCAUCGCUAAUUGCGUUCCGCUAACACUGCAAAUCCAAGUGUGCCAUUCUGACUGAAUCCCUCUUUACACGUUUCUUACCAUUUCUCAGUCAUUUAACACGUUUAAACGUAUCAGACUAUGAUUUAUAUGUCUUGAACGUAUAAAUCAUGUCGAAUGACGUGACUUAAAAUCACAAGAACGUGUGAAAAGAGCUUCAGCUAGAUUACACGCUUAAAAAUAACAUACUUGGAUUUGUGCAGUGAAGCGCCGUCGCGUUAUCAAGGAAACUAGUUCCUCCUUGAGUUAUGCUUCGUGAUCUCAACGUCUGGUGUAAUUCGUUCGCCUUUCUUCAAAUGUAUUCUCGUUGUCUCACGAUAUAUAAUAGUCGCGCUGCAGUUAAAACGCGUGCGACAGUAAAAACAAUUUAGACACAAUAAAGUUGGGGGCUCACCGAACUGUUAAAAUUGAGAGUCAUCACUGUGCGUGACGAGUAAUUCAAUUAUUAUUAUCAUUAAUCAUUAAUUAUUAUUAAUAAUUAUUAUUAGUGUUAUUAUUAUUUAUUAUUUAUUAUUAUUUUUAUUGUUAUUAUUUAUUAUUAUUUAUUAGUAUUCCUAAGAUUCCUGGUCUCUUGCCGCGGUUACCUUGAUUUAUAUGAUGUCAGGAGCGAGAAAAUAAAAUACAAAUAAUACAUAAAAAUUCUUGUAAAAUACGUUGAAAAAAUAAAAUGAUACGUUUGUAAAAAUUCACGUAAUAAAUUUAUGAGAGAAGUUAAAGAGAGAAAGGUUUGCGUGUCAUAUUAAUUUUACAGUUAUUAAUUGGUCGAACAAAAAAAUAUUCGGACUAUUUGCAAAUCUGUACUUAAUCGAUUGCAAGUGUCAUUUCAUAGAUAUAUCUUAUUUCAACGUAUUUUGCGAAACAUUUUGCAUAUAUUUUCCCGCUUCUCUAACAUUAUCGACGAAAAGAGUCCCGCGGCUAAGGGAGCCAGAGGAACUUCGAUUAAAUUACAUUAUUAUCGCUUGAGUUCGUUGGUAAUGACACUCAGUUCUGACAGCUUGGUGAGUUCACGACUUCAUUGUGCCUGAACUGUUUUGCAAGUCGCUGUGCAAAUUCAAGGAAUUGCACGACGGGAUAUAUCGCGUCGUGCGAACUAUUUUCGCUAAGUACGGCACUGUUGACACAUAACAAUGGCUUCUGCUGUUAUAUAUGUAGGUACUCCGUGUUGCGCAACACGAAUCGAAACUAUAGAAACGCAGGGCGCUAAACUCGCUCUCGUCGUCGAUCGGCCUUCGAGCAUUCACGGGAUCGUCAUUGAAAUCCCGAAGCGGUGAACGUCGCCCACGAGUUUUGCGUGUCGAGAGGCUCCCGGCGAUCGAAGACUUAUUCAAAUCUCAUCCGAGUUUCUUUUUUUUACGGCUCCCCUUCAUAUUUGAGGCGAACAAAUAUAGACACGGAAGUAGCAUUAGCAUACAACGGGAUAAAAUAAGGCGAAGAGUAUUAUUAGUACACCAUCGGAUUUUUAAGGGAAGAUAGAAAGAUAAAUAGAUAGAUAGAAAGAUAGAUAGAAAGAUAAAUAUCUAGAGAUGAGAAUGAGAAUGCGUCGAAUUUAACUCAUUAAGGGCCAUGAUUAUUUCACAAGCAUUUCUCUCAUAUUAACAUCGGAACUGUUUUGUUUGAAGACAUAGAUACAAGUAGGAGAAAUCAGCUACUGAAAAUACAGAGAAGAAUACAAUUAUACAUAAACAUGUUGAUGUAUAAUUGAAUACCAUGAUGGUCACUGGUGAUUUGCGUAAUGAUGCUAAUUAAAAUACUAGUGAAGUUAAGUUACUUAUGAGAUAUGACUAAUUACAUUUGAGAUAUCGGUUGUACGGUCAAUAGACAGCCAAUGAAGCGAGAUAAGGGGCACGCGCGUCUCGAAUUACAUUGAUUUACCGUGUCUUUGGUGAUUGAAUCACCGGCUAACACAUUAACUGCCGUGAGAGUCACCAAUAACCGUCACUAUAUCGCAAUGUCUCAGUAAUUUAUGUCUGUGUAAAAUGUAAUCAACUACGUAUAACAAAUUGGGUAUAUAACCAUUCAAAUGAAAUAAAUUGAAAUAAUCAUAAUAAAUAAAUUGAAAUCAAAUAAAAUAAAUUGAUAAACAUACGCAUUGCGAAUUUAUUUAUUGUCUUUAGUAUAAUUUAGAUUUUAUAAAAAAAAACUGUCAAAAACGAUCUCUAAUAAAAUCUAAUAAAAAUUUUUAUUUUAUUUAAAAUCUAAAAUUUUUCAAAAACCGUGUAAAAAUGAUUAUAACAAAAAGACCUAAAAAUUAUAUAAAAAAAUAAUUAACUGUGUUAUAUUUCAAAAGUUCACGUUGCUUAAAGAUACAUUUUAAGAAAACUUAACAAAAGAAACAUAUAAAAACGAUAAAUGAAAUGAUGUUAUUUCAAAAAAUUUAUUUUGCACGAAAAUAAAAAUAUAAAAUUACUAAUAAUUUUUUAACAAUAUCUAACAAGUAUAGAAUAGAGUUAAUUGAAAAUUAUCCAGUCAUCAUUUUCAAUUUUUGUCCAAUUAAAAGGUAAUGAGAAAUAUUGUUAUAUAAAAAAGAAUCUUUGGUAAUUUAGAUUUUUGUUGAGCAUUGAAAUAAUGAGUGGAAAUCAGCAUGGCAGUCGUGUUAAACUUUUGUAUAAUCAAUGAAAAUUAAUUUCACGGCAAUCGAUGGAUCGAUCAAGCGAUUUUAUCUGAUAAAAAGGGAGCUUCCUGUAAAUAAGACACUGGCUAUUAAUAGGUUAAAAGUUCCAUCGCGUUCACGAAAGACUUCCACGACGGAAGGAGUCAAUUUUGGGCGUAAAUCUUGAUGCAAAUAUCCGUCGUUCGAUUAAUCAUUCCUGCAGGAGUGCCGCAUUAUACACGAAUACUAGAUUUGCAUGUCUCGAUGACGUCGGUUCUCCGUCAGGUUUUACCUCGAUAUGCGCUUGAUUCUGAUUUAAGUUGAACGGGACAUGGAGGUCCCUUCCGGGCGAUUUAGCAUCUGUUGCGAACGCGGCGACGACGAUGACGACCGGACACGCAAGACUCAUUUGCAACGAUUACUGCCGAUGAAUGCGCGAUAUUUGAAGUUAAUGUAACGAAAACGUCGUGUGCUUUCAACGGGACGUCUCCGACUUGCCGUUGCUGGAAAUCGACGAAACAAGUCGUCGCCAUAGCGACGAACUCCUUGCAAAUUGGGACAUUUGUGGCUAUCCAAACAAUACAAAUCUAAAAAAGAAACACGAUCUCUUGGAUGAACGAAGAAGAGAGACGGAUACGUCUCGGAAAAUCCGAUGUAUGAUUGCGCGGGAUACGCCUCGACGAUAACGGCGUAUUCGAAGCUAUACAUAUUCCUUGUUCACGAUUGCGCAACGAGCGUGGAAACAAUGAGAGCAUCGUCGUGAGCCGAACGGAACCGUCGAUCGUGACGCGGCGACCUUCGAGCGAUCGGACCGGCCGAUCUCGUGCCCGGGACCGAAAAUGACAAUAAGUCGGCCGGUGGUGAUGAAACGUUUCGGACGCGGCGUUCAUUCGCCGUCUCGAGGAUGACGAAGACGUGGACGGUAAGCGGCAUCCCGGGGCUCCUCGUCCUCGUACCCGUUACCGUCUGCGCGACGAUCACCUACGUCAACCAGGACUCGUCGCGAUGCAACGAUCGCAGUAAUAAGAGUUUUGCACAGUGUCAAUACGACGUCGAUUGUAUAGCGAACGCGUACUGCCGGAAUCAACAGACCUGCUGGUGCAAAGAGAAUCACGUCCCGUUCAAGAGCGACAACAUUUAUAAAUGUUUAAGAGUGGCCACCUCCAUCGGCGAUCCCUGCGAGGAGGAUAUCCAGUGUCAAUUUACAUUUACACCGCUGUCGGAAUGUCGGGAAGGUACUUGUCAAUGCGCCCACGGUUCCCACUUCGUCGAGGGAAGGUGCUACGAGUUAGUCGGUCUGGGAAAACGCUGUCGGUCGCAUCGCAAUUGCUACGUCAAGAAUACUUUCUGCGAUUACGGUUUCUGCACGUGCGGUCUGCGGUACCACCCGAAUCCCGACAACAGCAGCUGUCUAUUGAGCGCCAUGUUGGGCGAGCGUUGCAACCACGACUACGAGUGCAUCGUGGAGAAUUCCAAGUGCAUACAGAACAAAUGCGACUGCAAAGUGGAUCACGUGCUGGCCGAAGAUGAUCGGCGAUGUCGGAAAGCCGCUUCCAAGAUCGGCCAAGAGUGCGAGCAACAAUCCCAGUGUCAGCUGUUCCUCAAGUACAGUCAGUGCGGCGUAAACAACACGUGCGAUUGCGUCGUGGGUUCACAUAAACGCGGGUUCCAAUGUUUCGUCGAUGUCGAACUGGGCGGUCAUUGUGAGACUCAUCACCAUUGUAUCACGGGAAGUUACAAGGACUCCAAUUCGUCCGGAAAGUCAAAGGUGGACUGCGUGAAUGGUUUCUGCGCUUGCAGCGAGGGCUACACGUUAACGGAGGAGCUACAGGAUUGCGUUCAAUUCAGCGACAAUGGCGCAGCAAGGUGGCAAACGUACGGAAUAUUCCCAAUCAUCGUCCUUAUCGCGAGAUUACUCGUACGUUAAAGCUGAAGAAUAAUUUGUGUCCGAGAACAAAAGAAAAAAAAAAGAAACCGGCAAACUCACGCCGAUUUGUUAAUUUAGUAUAUUCGAUUAAUCGUAGUUUUAAUAAUUUAUCCGUUACAUAUAGAGAUACACAUAUGUGUCUCUAUUAUUAUUUAUUGAAAUAAUUCGCGCUUAAUUAAUGCAGAGUUGACAUUUUAAUUAGCAACUAUGUAAGGCAGCCAAAGAGAAUCGCCGCUUUUUCUCAGAAUUGAGGAAAUAGUAUGUCUAUUCAAAUCGAUGUAUGCACAUUUGUUUGCACAAUGACUUGCUAACAUCGAUUACCGCGCAAGCUUAUGAGUAGUUCACAACGAUGAUCAUAUAUAAUGUCCUUUUAAUUAAAAAAAAAAAACAUGUACAAAUCGUUGUGCAAAUAAGCAUACACUUGAUCGUGUGAUAUCGUCGUCGACACCAAUACUAGUUUAUCAUGAUCGAUACAGCUUGACGUAUAACGUAACGUUAUAACAUACGUACUCAUUACAAUCAGUCACUGACUAGGAUACACGCAAACAAAUCGUCACUCAAUCUCCGCACAUCAUUGUAUAACGAUUAUACACAAUUCCAUUGCUGUGUUCUAGAAAUAAUAUAUACAUACACAUCAUUUAAUUGUUCUAUAUAUA